AUGCACAAUGCCGCGCCUGGCAUGGAAUCCCACGGCGGGCAGUUUGGCUCCCAGGACAAUCACUUUGAGGACGCCCUCCCCAUUCCAAACCUAGACAGGAGAGAUGGUUCCGAGUCCAUGCAGAAUUGGCUUGCCAAGGAUGCGCCUUGGGCUCCUUCGACCGUCUUCAGCAAUGGCACAGUCCCAUACCUGAGAACUUCACCUGCAUUCCACGGUUACAGGACCAACAUCAUCCCCUCAGACUGCGGCGAGACGCAGCCUGAUGAUUCCGGUUAUGGAAAGAGUAUCGAAACCACCUCUAUCCGUGGCGAUGACCAUUAUCCCUCCGCCUUGGGCUUCGAGAAUGACCUCGGUGGUCUCCAGCUCGUUGCACCAGAAGCACUUGACCAGCAACCUGGGUCGCAAUUCUCGGCUGACACUGUCAUGUCGCCAGAUGGGUUGACUUGUGAUUGUUGUAAUAAACAAUUCAAGAAUAAAUCCGAGCUCAAAAAACACUGUGCUCGUAAAUCCAAACCAUUUACAUGUAGCCACAGCGGCUGCAGCAAGAGCCAGGUUGGGUUUGCCUCCAACAACGACCUCGUGCGACACAAACGGACCGUCCACGGCGAUAACCUCAAGGGCCGGACCUACAUCUGCACCAACGGGGACUGUGCGAAGGAACCCAUUCCGAAGAAAUGGCCCAGAACCGAUAACUUCCGUUCGCAUCUGAAGAGGGUCCACAAAAUUGAGCAGAUUGGCGACAUGGACUUGCAGCGUUAUCUAUAUGAACCCAUUCCCGAGGAUCUACAGGGUUUGGGAGCCAAGUUACACGAGCCAUCGACUCUCCACACUGAAUCAUUAUUCGCCGCUGCACCACACACUAGGGCUGAACAAAUUGCCGAGUUUGCGAACACAGACGCUUUCCCAGCAGUCCCCGAGACACCGCUCUACACUCCUGAUGGCUCGCUCGAGGGGAUCAACCCAUACUCUGGGAACGGGUUCCUCGAGGUGCCACAAGAUGACUCAUUUGGCAGCCACAUGAACCCGGCCGCCUUUGGCUCUCAUCCUUCUGCAGAGAGCUUUCCGCGCUCGAUCACCCCCAGCUCAAUGAUGAGCACCGGUGCCAAGGUCGAGCCUUCCGAGUCGGCAUACGAGGCUAACCUUGGCUCCCAAGAGUCCGUCUCAUCAGAGAGCGUCGCAGAUGGGGAGCAGUUCGUUGCCCUCGAUGAUGACGAUGAAAAUGAGAAGGUGGAAGUCGAAAUCAACGAGGACAAGUUCGAAGAAUACUUCACUAGCUUGCCCCAGGCCAAGAAGCUCGAGUUCCUUGCUUCGGUGCCCGCAACCAUGUUGCAGGCGGCAUUGCGUCAAAAGGAAGAAGCCCCCGAAACUGAUGCCUCUCAAUCCUCCGCCAGCAUCAAGGGCAAGGUCGAGUGCAACCUCUGCGGUAAAGUAUUCAUCAGGCCAUGCGAGCUCAGAAAACACAACAAGCGGCAUGAAAAGCCUUACGGAUGUACAGUCUAUCAAUGUGAGAAGACAUUCGGUAGCAAAAACGACUGGAAAAGACACGAAGGUCAACAGCACACCCCGCUUAACACGUGGCCAUGUGACAGUAGCUGCGGACAGGUGUUCGGCAGCCGCGACCAGUUCAAGCUGCACCUAGAUAGCUCCCAUCAUGAGAUGAGUCCUACUACCAAGGAGGCGAAGCUCGAGGACAACAGGCAGAACAUGCACUCCAUGUCCUCGUUCUGGUGCGGGUUCUGCCGCUGCAUGGUCGCCUUUGCCGGCGACACAACCGACCCCCAGGGUGUCCGGUUCGAUCACAUCGACGACCACUUCAUGGGCCGCCGUGAUCAGCCCAAGAUGAACAUUUCGGAGUGGCUGCACAUGGAGGUCGCACACGCCGAACGCAAGGCGCCGGCCAAGCGUGCCUCGAACAAGGAAGGCAACAUGCGGAAAAGAAAGCUGAGUGCGGCAUCCGACGCACGCCCUUCCAAACAGCCACAUACUAGCGUUGUUUGA
This is a messenger RNA of Clonostachys rhizophaga, 1998 nucleotides long. The record is from the annotation of a GenBank genome assembly. Lineage: Eukaryota; Fungi; Ascomycota; Sordariomycetes; Hypocreales; Bionectriaceae.